AUGACUACUAAGGCGAUACAUUUUGAGCUUGUGGGUUCGUUAUCUGCAGAGGCGUUCUUGGGGGCAUUACAUCGCUUCGUCGGACGCCGUGGAAAUGUCAGUGAAAUGUUUUCUGAUAACGGAACCAAUUUUGUUGGUGCUGAGCGGGAGUUGGCUGAAUUGAAGGAGUUGCUGAAGUCUCAAUUACUAGAAAACAAGCUCGAAGAUUUUUGUCAACCCCGUGGAAUCUCAUGGAGCUUCAAUCCACCGAAGGCUCCGCACCAGGGUGGGCUUUGGGAAGCCGGUGUUAAAAGUAUGAAGAGCCACCUGUACAAAGUGAUGAAUGAAUCGUAUUUCACCUACGAAGAGAUGACAACAUUGCUGAUUCAGAUUGAAUCGAUCCUUAAUUCAAGGCCGAUGAUGCAGCAAAGCGACGAUCCGAUGGAUUACGAGGCGUUAAGUCCUGGCCACUUUCUUGUUGGCCGAGAAUUAACAGCUAUAGCCGAACCGUUCUACGAUGGUCUUAAGGAAAAUACGUUGUCUCGGUAUCAGCUGAUCCAGAAACGAAAGCAAUCGUUUUGGCGAAGGUGGUCAUCGGAGUAUAUAACCGGAUUACAGAAGCGCAGCAAGUGGAACAAAUCGCCAACGCUACUUCGUGAAGGACUUUUGGUGGUACUGAAAGACGACAAUUUGCCACCUCAAACUUGGAAACUGGGGCGCAUCAUGAGGAUUCAUCCAGGCAGUGAUGGCGUUGUUCGCGUGGUUACCGUGCGAACCAACAGUGGCACGUACAGGCGACCUAAAACGCAAAUUGCUGUACUACCCAUAGAAGACGCAGACCAGACAAGCCAGACGGAUACGUUGAGCCAACCGGUUCACGGGGGAGGAUGUUAA
Messenger RNA from Armigeres subalbatus, 873 nucleotides. RefSeq lists its product as uncharacterized. Bases 1 to 873 code for a protein of 290 amino acids. The record is from RefSeq and is a predicted model, not a curated record. Lineage: Eukaryota; Metazoa; Arthropoda; Insecta; Diptera; Culicidae. Gene Ontology annotation, molecular function: nucleic acid binding. Gene Ontology annotation, biological process: DNA integration. The transcript has a single exon.